AUGGGGGAAGAAAAGACGGGUCAGAAGCCAUCUGACGCCAGAGAAAUAAAGCUGUAUGCCCAGAUCCCCCCCAUAGAGAAGAUGGACGCGUCUCUGUCCACACUUUCUAACUGCGAGAAGCUUUCCCUGUCUACAAACUGCAUUGAAAAAAUUGCCAACCUGAAUGGCCUAAAAAACUUGAGGAUUCUGUCCUUAGGAAGAAACAACAUCAAGAACCUAAAUGGACUGGAAGCAGUCGGGGAAACACUAGAAGAACUGUGGAUCUCCUACAAUUUUAUUGAGAAGUUGAAAGGGAUCCAUGUAAUGAGGAAACUGAAGAUUCUCUACAUAUCUAAUAACCUGGUAAAAGACUGGGCUGAGUUCGUGAAGCUGGCUGAGCUGCCGUGCCUGGAGGACCUGGUGUUCGUGGGCAAUCCCCUGGAGGAGAAGCAUUCUGCUGAGGGCAACUGGAUUGAAGAAGCUACCAAGAGGGUGCCCAAGCUGAAGAAGCUGGAUGGUACUCCAGUAAUUAAGGAGGAUGAAGAAGAGGAAAGCUAAGAGUGUACUUUCUACUUUGUGUUAAUUUAUUUAAAUGUUAUGAGAAAAAUAGAUAAGUUUUGUAUAAUUGUCUAUUUUAAAGAUUUUGUGGGCAGAGUUCUUAAGAUAAAACACAUCUCUCACUUCCAUCCUUUUAAAAAAAACCUAUUCAGUGUUUCUCCCUCAAACUAGUAGCACCAACUUAGUCCAGUCCACCGUUGGAAACUACAAAUGUCCUGGUUUUGUCCAGCUGCAUACAUUACCUGUCUCCUAGUACUUACAGACCAGCAAAGGGACCUGCUGUCUGUACUCAGUUGCUUAGCAUCUUUUAGCCCAGACAUUUUAAAGACAGACUUCACGUUCGUAGAGGGUUCAGACCCUUAUAGCUCAGAAGCACAGGUGCAGCACCCCAUUGCUUCAGUAGCAGCGUGGUGAUGGGACGCACUCCCAUAGAACACAGUGGCACCCAGAAGCAGGAUCCAGCGUCUAAUUGGAAACACUGGUCAGAAAAAGAAGAAUGGCUGUCUUGGAGCUUUCUUGGCUCAUGGUCUAUUUUCUUCUUUUUCCAAAACUGUGUGCUCUGUCAACUGGAAUUUAGGUUGUGCUACUUGGAUGGCCGCUUAAGUCAUUAUGCACAACCAGACACCCAUGGUCUAACGUGGCUGAUGUGGCUGUUGGGAUCACUCCUGGUAGUAAUGUGACCACAUCAACUCUUGUGGACCCUGCUUUGUGCAGAUUUUUAAAAUAAUUUCUCAUGUGUUUAAAGCAGUAGUCAAUAGUCCUAAGUCCUACCAUGGAGAUUUCUAAACCCUUUACCCUGAUGAUUUACCCUGCUGCAAAGACUGAAUUUGGUACCUACAAGCAAAUGAAACAGUAUUUCAAAAUAUAUAAUUUUGAGAAGAUCUAA
Rattus rattus (black rat) is the source of this 1423-nucleotide messenger RNA. It is a transcript of the gene Dnal1, whose product is annotated as dynein axonemal light chain 1. Gene Ontology annotation, molecular function: protein kinase binding. The transcript has 7 exons. Lineage: Eukaryota; Metazoa; Chordata; Mammalia; Rodentia; Muridae. The record is from RefSeq and is a predicted model, not a curated record. Gene Ontology annotation, cellular component: cytoplasm. The coding region runs from base 1 to 537 and encodes 178 amino acids.